Messenger RNA from Ictalurus furcatus (blue catfish), 3600 nucleotides. RefSeq names its product ankyrin repeat and SOCS box containing 8 (gene asb8). Gene Ontology annotation, biological process: intracellular signal transduction. The coding region runs from base 414 to 1355 and encodes 313 amino acids. Lineage: Eukaryota; Metazoa; Chordata; Actinopteri; Siluriformes; Ictaluridae. The transcript is spliced from 4 exons. Gene Ontology annotation, molecular function: protein binding. The record is from RefSeq and is a predicted model, not a curated record.
UCUCCAUCUAGUGUUCUGUGUGGAACCUACAACAAGAUCUUUCACUGUUCUAUUACAGUGUGAUGACUAAUUUAGAAUCUGUGUGUGUGUGUUUCAGUAGAAUGGGUUGUGGUCGUUGAUUUCUAAAUUUUGGAGUGUGUGAGAGAGUAAAAGAGAGAGAGAAAGCGUGUUGGCUUCUGUUAAGCAUGUAUGUGUUCAUUUCUAAAGGUGUGUAUGUCGAUUUCUAAAGCUGUGAGAGAGCGUGUGUGUGCGUGUGUGUGUGAGUGUGUGAGAGAGAGAGGUGUCUGCCCAUCAGCGCUGUUUGUGUUCGUUAAGGAAGGCUGCUGCUUUGGGCUGAUAAACCUCUGACCGUUUCUCACUUUUUUAAGACGUGAGGCGUCACCCGGCCCGGGUGCAAUGUCCUUUUGCUCCACAUGAGCUCGACUAUGUGGUACAUCAUGCAAAGUAUUCAGAGUAAAUACUCCCUUUCGGAAAGGCUUAUCCGAACCAUCGCGGCCAUUCGCUCGUUCCCACACGAUAAUGUGGAGGACCUUAUACGCAAGGGAGCCGACGUGAACAGGAUGCACGGCACUCUGAAGCCCCUGCACUGCGCCUGCAUGGUGGCUGACGUGGACUGUGUGGAGCUUUUGCUGGAGAAAGGUGCAGAGGUAAACGCUUUGGAUGGCUACAAUCGCACAGCGCUGCAUUACGCGGCAGAGAAGGACGAAGGUUGCGUGGAGCUGCUGCUCGAAUACGGAGCUCAGCCCAAUGCGCUGGAUGGCAACAAGGACACACCGCUACACUGGGCUGCCUUCAAAGACAACCCCGAGUGUGUGCGUGCGUUGCUGGAGAGCGGCGCCCAUCCUAACACGCGUGACUACAACAACGACACGCCACUCAGCUGGGCCGCCAUGAAGGGAAACCUGGAGAGCGUGCGUGUGCUGCUGGACUACGGCGCCCAAGUUCACGUGACCAACCUGAAGGGCCAGACUCCCAUUUCACGUCUGGUGGCACUGCUGGCGCGUGGCCUGGGCUCUGAGCAGGAGGAAGAGUGUCUGGAGCUGCUGUGCAGCGCCGCAGGGAGGUUGGAGAUACGCCGGGCUGACGGCUCCGUGCCUCAUGAGCUCAGUAAGCAUCCGCAGCUUCUGGCUCGCCUCACCAGCAUGAUGGUCCAACCGGCGUCGCUGAGAGAUCUGGCCCGCUGCGCUGUGCGCAACAGCCUCGGGGUCCAGUACCUACCCACGGCCGUGAACCAGCUCCCGCUGCCUGAGUCUGUUAAACAGUACGUACUCCUCAGAGACACUGGGGAUAUAGGAGGGAGAGAAAAGGAUAGAGAUGGAGAACAGACUGUCUGUAAUGCACCGCAGAGCAAUUAGAAAUGUACUAAAACAAAUCGCUAAAGGCUCACAACAGCCUGACAAAUCUGCAUAUUAAUAUAUAUCCACCAGCCACUUUAAUAGGAACACCUGUACGCCUGUUUAAUCAUGCAGUUAUCCAGUCAGCCAAUCAUGUAGCAGCAGCCAAUGCAUAAAAUCUUGCAGAUAGAGGUCAAGGGCUUCAUUUAACAUCACAAUGGGGAAUAAUGUGAUCUCUUUGACUUUGAUCGUGGCAUAGUUGUCGCAUCCAGACGGGCUAGUUUAAGCAUUUCAGAAACCGUGAAUUCCAUGCACAGUAGUCUCUAGAGCAGUGGUCACCAACCCUGUUCCUGGAGAUCUACCUUCCUGAAGACUUCAGCUCCAACCAUAAUCGUGCCCACCUGACCAUCUAAUCAUUGCCUUAGGAAGUUCUUGAUCAACUAAAACAGGAAACCCCUUGAGCUUUCCACCCAAUAGAAUAGCCAGACUGGUUUGAGAUGACAGGAAGGCUACAGUAACUCAAAUAACCACUGUUUACAACCGUGGUGAGCAGAACAGCAUCUCGACACGCACAACAUAUUGGUGGAUGGACUACAACAGAAAAAGACCACAUCAGGUUCCACUCAUGUUUCUCAAACAGGAAUCUGAGGCUACAGUGGGCACAGGCUCACCUGAUUUUAUGUCACAUGAUUGGCUGAUUUGGAUAAUUGCAUGAAUGAGCAAUACAGGGUUGCUCACUAUUAAAGGGACUGGUGAGUGUAAUAGAAACAGAGAAUUUAGUGUUGCGCACAUUUUUAUUUCUCCUAGUUUAUUCCCUAUCAUUUUAAAAAAUGACAUUAUGACUUGUAUCGGUAUUUUCCCUAGAAUCAGGACUCUUGUGCACAAGUGAACAGCAUGCAACAGCAGAUACUUUAUUGAAAUGUUAUUGAACAAAAUGAAUCCAAAAUUCUCUCAAUUCAAAGAAGAAAAAAAUGGGGAAUAGUAUAAACUCCUAUAUAAGAAUUCCUAUUAUAUUGAAAAAUUCUUCACAAGCAUUUUUUUUAAACUAUUGCUUUGGCCAUUGACUAUAAUUUUAAUUUAAAAUGAAUAUUAAAAUGAUUUUUUUGUGUGGAUGAUACUAUUUUAGAUAUAUUUGUAACUGGGGUUUCUAUGAGGAAACAAACCACAUGUUAUUAGACAUUUCCUUUUAGUUUCUACUAGCGCUGGGCGAUAUGACAAAAAUAUCCCAUCAUGAUACUUGAGGACAUUUCUCCGAUACAUGAUGCGCAUCACGAUGUAUAAUGUAGCUAACAAACUGUCUGCAAAACAAGUAGUAAAAUAAGCAAAAAAAACGUUCAACUGAGUUCGACGAUACUCUUCUUUAACGCCGACAAAAACAAAGAUUAAAAAAACGGCAAAUCGGCAGCAUCCAUUCAGUACCAUUUCAUUUGAAAUUGUUCAAAAUGUUUCAAAAAUAAAUCAUACCAACGAGAUCUCAGAAACGUGUAUCGCGUAAGCAUUCAUCACAAUAUCGAUGUUAUAUCGAUACAUCGCCCAGCCCUUCUUCGUACUAUCAGGAUUAAAAAAAAGUACCACAGUAUAACUUAGGCUACAAAUGCUGGUGCUACCCUCAAGUUGAUGUUUUUGUUUUUUCUUCUUUAGUGAGAACACCUAGAGCAGGGGUGUGCAAUAUUAUCCGCGAAGGGCCGGUGUGGGUGCAGGUUUUCAUUCCAACCAAGCAGGAAGCACACCUGAUUCCACCUGUUUAAUCAGUUGAUCUUGGCUUUCAAUAGACUCAGGUGUGGUUUCUGCUUGGUUGGAAUGAAAACCUGCACCCACACCAGCCCUUUCCCGAUAAGAUUGGACAUCCUUGACCUAGAGCAUGCAGUGUACUUUUACACCUCGUUUACAAGGCGUAACAAGGACCACUAUCUUACCUUCUUUUGUUGGUUUAUUUGCAUUGUUUUGUACCCUGAGGGAGCAAAUCUUGUAGUGUGUGAUAAGUGGUUAUGAGUGCUUCCUAUUAGGAUCUGUACAGAUUUAUCAGCAGUAGAACACUAGCACGUUCCUUUCCGAUAUCUCGCGUUUCUGAAUUUAAUAAGCUCAUACUCGGUUUCAGUUCUUUUUCUGCAGGACUUUGCCUCAUGUUUUUUGCUGUAAAUCAUGUUUGUACAGUAAUAGCCUGAGUGGAAAAUUAGCCAGCGUGAUGUCUAUGUCUGUAUUGUGUGCAGCCAACCACUUAACACACUUUCCCUGUGAAAUACAAGUAAAAUCCAUCCUGCAUCAC